Molecule: messenger RNA, 789 nt
Organism: Ochotona princeps (American pika)
Lineage: Eukaryota; Metazoa; Chordata; Mammalia; Lagomorpha; Ochotonidae
Gene: SPMIP9
Product: sperm microtubule inner protein 9
Exons: 4
Coding region: 94-666 (190 amino acids)
Cellular component (GO): cytoplasm
Source: RefSeq, a predicted model, not a curated record
UGUCUCCUACCACAUAGAUCAGGGCGCAUCUCAAAGACAGGUGUGGGUGGGAGACUGCUAGCUCCACGCAGCAGGGACACCUGGAGCAUCAUCAUGCCUUGGCAGAAGAUAGGGUCCUGUGCCACACCACGUGUGUUGUACCCUGGACAGGUCCCCGUGGAGUUAGACAUGUACCAAAGCUCUUACAUGAUCGACUAUAAGCCCUACGGGAAGCACAGAUACUCCAUGGUCACACCGCAGGAGCAGGUGAAGCUUGACGCCCAACUCCGGGACCAGGAAUUUUCCAGGCCCACUCCCAGCCCCAACCCCAAGCUGUCCGAUGGAUACUCUGCCUUCAAAAGACCCCACAUGACGGCCAGAGACCUUGGACUCCCCGGAUUCUUCCCAGCCCAGGACCCUGGGACCAUGGGGGAGGACAAGAACAGGUUCACCAGCGCCUGCCCUCACACCUACCCCGCCCCCCACACUCUGUACCUGGCCCCGGGUGACCCCAAUAGGCUUCACCAGGGCACAGACUUCCCGUGCCUCCUGGAGCCUGAGCAGCAGCCUGCUGCAGAGGAGGGCACCGGCUACCUUCUCCUGCCGGGGUGCCCUUGCACCCGCCACCCCACAGUCAAGGUUCCUGUAUUGUACCGGUGGGGACCUUUGAUGCCAUUUUACCAGUAGGGAAGGAGCGAAGACCUUCCAAGAGCAGUUCCAAAGGCACUGGGAACGGUCAUACCUCCCUGUCCUGCCCCUGGGACAGAGAGAGGAAGGUUGAUAAUAAAAUCGGGAAGAUAUUCAACUGCA